AUGCAACUACUCUUUCGGCUCUUCGGGUGUGAUCCUAAUCGGUCCCUAAGCUUUUGUAUGUACUGACUGCUUUUGUCUAACGCUGAUCUACCUUCGCUCGAUUGGUCCAGAGCUCCCAGAUCCUCAUCCACUCUGCCAACGACAACAUGGAGCCAUCCCUUUCUCCGAUCAGAUCGUUCAGAGGCCACAUCCAUUCCGUUCAAGAAGUGGUGUUUUCGAAAAAUAGCAAUAAACUCAAAGUUAUAAGCACAUCCAGCGACAAGACUGUUCGAAUUUGGGAUGUGGAAACAGGAAAACAGGAAAACUCAUUGGAGGGGCACGCGAGUGGGACUAUUGGACUGACUGUAUCAAUGGAUGGGGGGAGAAUUGCAAGUGGGGCACGAGAUGGCAAGAUCAUCAUAUGGGACGCAGAUACGAAGGAGAUCAUCCGAUGCCUGUCGCAUCACACAGACAGUGUCAUUUGCAUACGGUUCUCACCUGAUGAGAAAAGACUCGCCUCUGCAUCAGAGGACGGAACACUAAAGAUCUGGGAUACGGGGACAUGGGAACUCGUGUUCAACAUCGAUGAUCACCAAGAUGAUGUACGGACAAUAGCCUAUUCUCCCAACCGAACCAAGAUUGCAAGUGGGUCAAGCGAUCAGACUAUUCGCAUUUGGAACGCAGCGACCGGCAAGCAGCAAACACAACCACUUUCCCAUGGCGCAAUAGUGCGCUCAAUUGUCUGGUCUCCAGACAGUCGUCGUCUCAUUUCUGCCUGUAAUGAUGGCCAGAUCUACUUCUGGAGUGCGCCGACUAGUGCCCAGCUCGGAUCCCCACUGCGUGCACAUUUCGACUUCAUUAACUCGUUGGCCAUCUCACCUGAUGGUGAAUUGAUAGCCAGUGCGUCCAGUGAUCACACUGCGAGGCUGUGGAGCACCUCUACCCGCAAACCUUUUGGUCGUGUACUCCAGCAUGACGAUGAGGUAUACACAGUAGCCUUCUCACCAGAUGGCCAGUUUAUCGCCACCGGCAGCGAUGAGAACAUAAUAUUUUUGUGGGAUAUAUCGCAGGAGUUCAUCGUUAUGACGAAUACCGUGUCGCCUCCAUUCGUUUCCCCAGCGUCUAACAUCACUAGCUACAUCGACCAGCCAUCAGCAAGCUCUUAUUCUCUUUCCGUCUCCUCUACAUCAGCAUCGGAUGACCUACCGGAUGGAACCGAGUUGCCGUCAGAAAUUGUAGGCUCGCGUGAUGCUGCUAACUCACCUUCCCCAUCUCUACCCCCUCAAAGUCACUUUCAUCAUGAAAUCCCCUCUCAAGUCCGCACCUCCCCUCCAGUCGAACUUUCCAACAGAAUACAAGUACCUCCAGAAACCAUCAACUUGCGUGAAACAGCUGCAUCCCCUUCCCCAUCCUUGCCCCAUCGAAGCUUCUCCCAUCCUCAAGUACCGCUUACUUCAGCUUCUACUCCGGUCCUCGCCUCACCUCCAAAGUCGUUUUGGAAGCGCUUUCCUAUGUUCAACAGGUCUGCAGCAUCUGUACUAGACUCCAAGUGGUGGAAAUUCCCGCGCAUUAGUAACAUCAUCAUCGAAGUGUGGAACCCCAAGCAGGUCCUAAUGAUGCCUAGCAUCAAUAGGCCCGUGUGUCCGCUCUUCAUGUCUUAUCUGAUAUUAUCCUAGUAGACUCUUACUAUUUAGUAGCUAUCGCCUUUUCCCCUCGUUCUAUCACGUUGUUUCUCCCCUACUUAUGCAGUCCGGCUGCAACAAGUGUGUCAUUAGCUGCUGUUGGCCAUGCGUUCGCAGUCAGAUGUCCAUAAAAAAUUCCCUCAAUACGAAGACAGAAGAGAAGAAGUAUGUAGCAGGCAAUGUAAACUCGAACGCUGUGGCUGCCCUAGCGCAGAUCCUACGCUGAGUCGACGAUGGACAAAGUAGCAACACCACAGCACGGCCACUAAUUAUGUAAAACGAUGGACUGACGGAACGAUGCAUGA
Suillus plorans is the source of this 1966-nucleotide messenger RNA. RefSeq names its product WD40-repeat-containing domain protein. The record is from RefSeq and is a predicted model, not a curated record. The transcript has 3 exons. NCBI's taxonomy places the organism in Eukaryota, Fungi, Basidiomycota, Agaricomycetes, Boletales, Suillaceae. Bases 147 to 1655 code for a protein of 502 amino acids. Gene Ontology annotation, molecular function: protein binding.